Molecule: messenger RNA, 1435 nt
Organism: Phlebotomus argentipes
Lineage: Eukaryota; Metazoa; Arthropoda; Insecta; Diptera; Psychodidae
Gene: EloB
Product: elongin-B
Exons: 3
Coding region: 163-546 (127 amino acids)
Biological process (GO): transcription elongation by RNA polymerase II
Cellular component (GO): elongin complex; VCB complex
Molecular function (GO): protein binding
Source: RefSeq, a predicted model, not a curated record
CUGACAGCCGCUCCAAGGAAGAAGAAGAAGAAGAGGUGCUAGAAAAGAGGAAAAAUUAGAAUUUGUGUUUUAUUGUGGUCGAAGAAAAAGGCUUUUCCCUGGGUGUCCAUCUAGCUCUCUAGUCGUUAACAUCAUCUACAGACGCCUCAGAUAUAGUGGAAAAUGGUGAGUGAGUGGGCGACAUGCGAAAAGGACGUGUUCCUCAUGAUUCGGCGAAAGAAAACAACCAUUUUUACAGACGCCAAAGAUAACACGACAGUUAGCGAAUUGAAAAAGAUGAUAGAAGGAAUACUGAAGAUCCGACCCCGCGAUCAGCAGCUGUACAACAAAGACAACACAAUCAUGGAGGACGAUAAACCGCUGCAGGACUACGGCAUCUCAAUUGUUACAGCGAAGGCCCAGGCACCGGCUCAGCUGGGUCUGGCCAUCAGGACGGAAACGGGUGAAUUUGAGGCGCUCGAAAUAACACCAUAUUCGUCACCGCCAGACCUCCCGGACGUGAUGAAGAACCAAGAGGCUGCCAAUGGCCAGGAGCAGGUUGCUUAAUAGCCUUUUUCUCUUCUCAAUGGAGCCAGCAACAUCGCACGGAGAAGCGACGGGAGUUCAUGUGAGAUAAGAAGCUGAAGGGAAGUGUUUCUUUUGGACAAACAGCUCAUAAAGUUGAGGUAAAAAAAAACUUGCAAGAAAAUUCAGAAUAAUAUGUUUUCUAUUUACCAAUUCAAUGUGGAAUUUAUUUUGCACUAUUUUUUUCUAAUUAACAGAUUCAUUCUCUUUCUAUAGUUUGCAUUGUAUUGUCCCAUCUUUUCUGCAUUUUCCCCCAAAAAUACAUCUCGAUUCUCUUUUCACGCCUGAUAAAUAGAUAUAAUAAAGCGGGUUUCGAAAUAUUUACUCUUGAUUGCCUUCUAAAAAUUCUUCUCCCCAAAGCACACACACAUUUUUUACGACUUUUUCAUUUUUAGAUAGUUAAAAGCGAUGCGAUAGUUUUUUCCUGGGGAGGUUUUCAUCCGUGGAAGAUCACAGAGAUACAAUGACGACUUUCUUGUCCGCUCUCAAUUCAAUAAGUUGGUGCUGUUUUCAGGCUAACGCCACAGAUUUCACGCACACACUUCGUGUGUGGGAAUCACAAAGUUUCGCCUCUAAAUACUCAAUAAGAAUCAAGUGGCUUCAUUCUCAGUCCUUCCGCAUAUACCUACUUCAAGCCUUCUCUUCCACUUGCCACCAUCCCCUGAGAAACACUCUUGCGCUAUCCCUCAAUUUUCUAUGAAUGUACAAUUACUUGCAUAUAAAUUUCUUUGAUUUAUAAUUUAUCUAUUGAGACGAUAAAGGAAGAAAAAAAUUAACGAAUGUGGAAUAAUUUAUGUAAUUUGUAAAAAAAAAGAAAGAAGAGUAUGAGAAAUUAGUGAUUAAUAAAACUUGAAAGAAAGAGAGAGAGAGA